CGCUGGCCGUGCCCACCGGGCUGCAGGUGGACCGCGUGGGGAACAGCUCCCAGGGCACCUCCCAGCUCUUCCUCACCACGGCGCUGGCCCGUGGCAUCUCGGGCGUCUUUGUGUGGACCGCCCUGGUGCUCACCGGCCACCAGGUGAGCCCUCCCCUGCGCGCUCCCUUGGGAACCACUCUCCGUGAGCCACAGCUCAGCCUGGCCCUGGCCGGCCCUACUGGGGCUGUGGGUCCACGAGCGCAAUGGCCUGGGUGCAGACCUCGGAGGCCUUCGGGCCAGAGGGGCAGCGCCCAGGGGCUCGCGGAGGCAGCAUCGGGCCAGGGGAGGGGGCAGGGGAGGGAGAGAUCUGGGCCCGAAGGUGGGCGGCCUCUUCCAGGCAGAGGGAAGAGCUCCAGCCAGGUGCCGGGCCCUUCCCCCGGGGCAUUUCGUCGGCCCCUCAGCCUGGUCACUGAGGUCAGCAGUACUGUCCCCUUUCACGGAUGAGAAGACUGAGGCUGGGAGAGGCCGGGGUCUUUCCUAGGCUCACGUAGCCCGGAGCAGAAAGGUCCUUCCCCUCCAGAGGUGCGGCAUCCCCGGGAAAGCUGGUGAGGCUGGGACGUGGCUCUGUAAGGAGUGAGACCAGGCUCUGGGGGUGGAAGCAGGGUCAGAGCUUGGCUGGAGGGGCCCAGAGCUGGGGAGAUGCAGCGGUGCCAGGCCUGGCAGCGAGAGCCAGGGGGCGGGUGACAGGAGGUGGCGCCCGAGUGCAGGGCUGGGCAGAGGGGUCCCGAGCAUCUCAGGCAGCAGAGGGUCUCGGGAGUCCAGGACUGCGCCAGAGAGACACGAGCAGAGCUGGGAGGGAGAGGGCUGCCUGGGCUGGAGGCACCCGGGACCUGUAGGAGGGGCCUCCGGCAUCAUGUGGGAGUUUGGCUUUCAGCCCGGGGGUGCUGGAGCCAGGGGAGGCUGUCGUUGCGGGGAGCUGAGAGCAGAGCUGCUGGCAUGACUUGGCUGGCAUUGUCAUAGGGACUGGGUUGGAGGGGUGAGCCAGGAGACUGGCUGGCAGGGAAGCAGGUGGCCAGAGGCCUCCGAGGCAGGGCGGUACCCUCUCAGUGAGAGCUGCCUGCUGUGUGGUGCGUGUCCAGGUGUGGCCUCAAAUAACCAGAAUAUAAGGGGGACACGGCAAAUGUAUUAGUGGGCCGGGUGCAGCUGAGAGCAGCCGGAAGAGGUUGGGGCCAUCUGGGAGGCCUUCCUGGAGGAGGCAGCAUUUGCCCUGAGUCUUACCAAGCUGCCCUGGAGCAUCUGGACAGGUAGACCGGACAGGAGGGUGGUGCAUUUGCCUCUGCAGGGAAGCCAUGCCUUCCUCCCUGGUGGCAGAAUGGCUUUAGGUCUGGUGUCGGCUGUGAUUUGUGGGACAAGGAGCAGUAAGGGGGAUGGGCACCCAACGCCCUGGGUCCGGGCCAGUUCCAGCCACAGUCUGGGCCUUGGCUUGGUCCUCUGUCUCCUGCCCUGACCUUUUGUAAUCCUGGGUGCCAGCUGGGCACGUGUGUUUGGAGCCCAGCGUCCUGGGGCCCCACGGCCUGGACAGUGCUGAUGGAGACCCCAUGGGUGGUACUUCCCAGGGCCCACCCUCCUCCCCGCCCCCACCCGCACUCCCAUGGAGGAGUCCCACCCUCCCCACCCAUCCAGAGCUCAAUGGGACAGAGAGACUGGACCCUCACUUUAAAGACGGGGAACCAAGGACAGAGAGAACAGCGGCUUGCCAAGGCCCUCAGCCAGGCAGUGCCAGCCCAGGAGCAGAAGUCCAUCUCCUGAUAGCCGCUCAGGCCGUGCCCUCCCGCCGCACCAGCCGGGGAGGGAGUGGCUGAUAAGGAGCCUGACUGACGCCAGGCUGCCCCCGCCACUCCCUGUGCUGGGCCCUGAGAAGCUGGGUCUCUGCACACAGCCUGCCCUCUGCCUGCCCUCUCUCCACCUCCUCUCAUGGCACCUCUUCCGGGAAGCCUCCCAGAGUUGCUUGGGACUACAGCCAGCUACCUGUUUGCCUGGCUCCCCGGGGCCUCUUCCUUCCAAAGACCCUGUCACUGUUUUUUUUGUCCUCGUAGAAAAUGUGGACCAUCUAAGAAGAUCUACCUGCACCUGCGCUCCUACACCGUCCCCGACGAGCAGCGCUACAUCAUCCGCCUGCUCUUCAUCGUCCCCAUCUACGCCUUCGACUCCUGGCUCAGCCUUCUCCUCCUGGGGGGCCACCAGCACUACGUCUACUUUGACUCCGUGCGGGAUUGCUACGAAGCCUUUGUCAUUUACAGCUUCCUGAGCCUCUGUUUCCAGUACCUGGGGGGUGAGAGUGGCAUCAUGGCUGAGAUUCGGGGAAAACCCAUCCGGCCCAGCUGCUUCUACGGCACCUGCUGCCUUCGGGGCAUGUCCUACUCCAUCGGGUUCCUGCGCUUCUGUAAGCAGGCCACACUGCAGUUCUGCAUUGUGAAGCCCAUCAUGGCCUUGGUCACCAUCAUCCUGCAGGCGUUCGGCAAAUACCACGACGGGGACUUCAACAUCCACAGCGGUUACCUCUACGUCACCCUCAUCUACAACGCCUCCGUGAGCCUGGCCCUCUACGCCCUGUUCCUCUUCUACUUCGCCACCAGGGAGCUCCUGCGGCCCUUUGAGCCCGUCCUCAAGUUCCUCACCAUCAAGGCUGUCAUCUUCCUCUCUUUCUGGCAGGGGAUGCUUCUGGCCAUCCUGGAGCGGUGUGGGGUCAUCCCUGAGGCCCAGAUCAUCGAUGGGAGCAGUGUGCGGGCCGGCACGGUAGCCGCCGGCUACCAGAACCUCAUUAUCUGCAUCGAGAUGCUCUUUGCCUCCAUCGCCCUGCGCUACGCCUUCACCUGCCAGGUGUACUCGGAGAAGAAGGAGCGCUCGCCAGCCCCCACGGCGCCCAUGCAGAGCAUCUCCAGCGGCCUCAAGGAGACCGUGAGCCCGCAGGACAUCGUGCAGGACGCCAUCCACAACUUCUCGCCCGCCUACCAGCAGUACACGCAGCAGGCCACACACGAGGCCCCGGGACCCGGCCAGGGCAGGGACCCCUUGCCCAGCACCCACCCUGGCAUAGAUGUUGGCUCCAGCAGGGGCAGGAAGAGCCGCAACAUGGAGAAGAGGAUGCUGAUCCCCACGGAGGAGCUGUAGGGGCCCCGGGGUCAGCAGCCGCCUCCAGGCCGCUGGGAAAGGACAGGGCCCCUCACCCACCGACCGUCUUGCCAAAGGUCAGGCCUCUCCUAGGAGCCUCCUGCUAGGCCCGUGGAGCCCACUGCCCAUCCCACCUCUGGCCAGUGGAGCAGGUCGCUUGGUAGCCCUGCCAGGCGCCCCGGGGCCGCACCAUCGCCUGGUGGGCCCUCGGCCUCAGAAGAGGGCACCUGAGCCUACCUGACAAGCCCAGGGACCUGCCGGGCUCACCUGGCCAUCGGUUCGGGUGGCCUCCCUGGAUGGACAGCUCCCGGGCAGGGCUGGGCAGCCCGGAGCUGCGGGCCUUACAGGCAGGAGGGCUCCACACUGAGUGCAGGAGGCGGGGUGGCCCCGUGGAGGAAGGGCCGGUGUGGCUGCUGGGCGUCUGGGAGGGGCUGGGGCCACGGGUGGAGGGCUCCGGCUUCCCGGUGAACUACACUUAUUUAUGCAUAAACAGCCUGGGUUUUCUAGUGA
Molecule: messenger RNA, 3662 nt
Organism: Orcinus orca (killer whale)
Lineage: Eukaryota; Metazoa; Chordata; Mammalia; Artiodactyla; Delphinidae
Gene: TMEM184A
Product: transmembrane protein 184A
Exons: 8
Coding region: 1956-3152 (398 amino acids)
Biological process (GO): transport
Cellular component (GO): early endosome membrane
Molecular function (GO): transporter activity
Source: RefSeq, a predicted model, not a curated record